Funneliformis geosporum is the source of this 190-nucleotide messenger RNA. The record is from the annotation of a GenBank genome assembly. Lineage: Eukaryota; Fungi; Glomeromycota; Glomeromycetes; Glomerales; Glomeraceae.
UGAUAAUGGUGAUAUAACAAAUGAAUAUAUCAGAGAUAAUGUAUAUAUAGAUGAUGAUAUUUACAGUAGUGAAAAUUCCGAAAAUUCUAUUAAUGAUAUUCCGACUGAAGCUUUGAUAAAAUUUGUUAAAUUGUUAUUGAAGGAAUAUGGAGACUCUGAUCACAAAUUGUUUCCAAAAUCAUUGUAUAAG